Messenger RNA from Papaver somniferum (opium poppy), 873 nucleotides. RefSeq lists its product as uncharacterized. The transcript is spliced from 3 exons. Lineage: Eukaryota; Viridiplantae; Streptophyta; Magnoliopsida; Ranunculales; Papaveraceae. Gene Ontology annotation, molecular function: zinc ion binding. Bases 1 to 873 code for a protein of 290 amino acids. The record is from RefSeq and is a predicted model, not a curated record.
AUGAAAGAUAUGAACAAGGAGAAUCAUGCUGCUAUGGUUUACCUUGAAAAGGCUGGUUUUGAGUCAUGGUUUAGAGCCUUUUUUGAUGACACUAGUAAGUAUGAACACCUAAAUAACAACUUUAAUGAGUCAUUUAAUUUCAUUGCAAAAAACCUUAGGGACAAACCAAUAUGUAGACUAGGAAUUCUUUAUAAUCAGUUGGUUAUGAGUUUGUUUCACAAAAGGAGAAAACAAAGUGCAAAAUGGAAUCCAAAUGGAUUGGUUCCUACUGCUAUGAAAAUGAUUGGUAAAUUGUGUAACUUGGUUGGUGCAUUUAAAGUAGACCCAUGUAUGAGUGGUAAAUUGUAUGAAGUUACAAAUGAGGGUAGCAAGGCAGUUUUUAUUGUGAACUUGGAAGAAAAGCAGUGCAAUUGUCUCCAAUGGCAACUCAGAGGGUUUGUUUGUCAACAUGUUGUUUGUUGUUUGAAGCCAUUCAUACCUGAUUGGACAAAGUAUUGCUUUCAUUAUUACACAGUUGCUGCAUACAGAGCCACAUAUGUUCAAGUUGUCUUUCCAUUUCCUUCUCAAGAAGAUUGGCCUGAGUUGGAAGAACAUGAAAAGGUUGAAUUGGAAUCUGCUAUCAAGAUCAGGAAAUCAGGAAGGCCUAGAGUUAAGAGGAGGAGAGCAUGGGAUGAGCCUAAAGCACCUACAAAGGCGUAUUCAUGUUCAGGAUGUAAAUCAACUGGUCAUAACAAAAGUACAUGUGAAGUUGGUGAUGUUGGCAAGAAUCCAAAAGCUAAGAGGCAAAGAACCCAAGUAGAUGGUGUUACCUUCACAUUUUUUGACAGACCUGCUCCUAAGAAGAAACAAUCAUCCUCAACCAUCUGGCAUUAG